AGGGUCGAAACAGGAGGCAAAGGGGAGUCGGUGGGACCAGAGGUACAUGCCGGGGUUGGAUCCGUUUGCUGUUGUGGCCUCGGCUUUAGGCUCAGCUUUCUAGGAGGUGGCUGGAGCUUACACACGAUAGCCCUGUGAUCCCACGGGCUGUGGGUGGGUCACAGCACCUCCCUGUAAGGCGUCUGCUCGCAGUGGGAUCCCAUAAUAGCUGCCCACACAGGUGGCAGUGGAAGGAGGUUAAGGAUGCCACGGCCCCUCUGUGGGGUGUGACCUUCAUGCCUGGCAUUUUCACCUGGGAUUUUGGGUGCUGUCUCAGAGACACUCCCCUAACCCCUUUCCUCACUCAGGAGGAUGAGGGUGAUAACUUCAGGUUUUCUUCAGUGAAAAUAAUUGAACCAUUAGUUUGUUUUUGUUGUUAUUGUUGUUAAAGAUUUUAUUUAUUUGACAGAGACACAGCGGGAGAGGGAACACAAGCAGGGGGAGUGGGAGAGAGAGAAGCAGGCUUCCUGCUGAGCAGGGAGCCUGAUACCGGACUCAGUCCCAGGACCCCUGGAUCAUGACCUGAGCCGAAGGCAGACGCUUAACGACUGAGCCACCCAGGUGCCCUGAGCCAUUAGUUUCUUUUCUUUUCUUUUUUUUUUAAAUUUAUUUAUUUGAGAGAGAGAGAAUGAGAGAGAGCAGAUGAGAGGGGGGAGGGUCAGAGGGAGAAGCAGACUCCCUGCCGAGCAGGGAGCCUGAUGUGGGACUCGAUCCAGGGACUCCAGGAUCAUGACCUGAGCCGAAGGCAGUCGCCCAACCAACUGAGCCACCCAGGCGCCCGAGCCAUUAGUUUCUACUCAAUGCCUACUGAUAGGUGAUUUCCAGCCUUUCUCCAGGGACAGUGAUGGCCCUGGGGGCGUCUGAAGCCCAUGCUUGAGACAAGUGGAGAAGAGCUAGCUUGCAUGGCUUUAGGCAGCCUCAGACACCUGCCCCACAGCCAGGCCUUCUGUGGGUGUGAGAUGCGCUGGGCUUGACACCCUCUGUCUUUGAUGCCCCUCUGGUUCUUGGGAGGGUAGAGGAGUGGGGGCUGCUCUUGGGCCAUCCAGGAACAGGUGAGUGUUGAAACAGCCUAUGGUGGCCAGAAUACUUAAAAGACAAAACAAACGACCUAUUGGGUGAUCUUGAGUGGUCUAACAUGCAUAUAAUUGGAGUCCCACAAAAUUGGGAUGGAGGGAGGCAGGAAACCAUCUGAGUAGUGGCUGAGGUUUUUCCAGAUAUGAAAUAUGUAAGCCCACAGACCUGUGAAGCUCAGCAGACACAGAAGAAGCACUAAUUAGCUUUCAGAACUGUAAGAAAAUAAAUUUCUGUUGUUUAAGCCACUGUGUGUGCUCUUCUGUUAUAUAGCCCUAGAAGACUAACACACCAACCAUUAAAGAAAUUUUACUAACUGUAGAGGGCUAAGCACUCAAGUUAAAAGGCAGAGACUGUCACAUUGAAUGAAAAAGCACGAGCCAGCUAUGUUGUCCAUGAGAAAUUUUAAAUGUAAAAAUACAGACAGGAUAAAAGUACAAGUUUAGAAAAAUAUAUAACAAAAACAAUCAUAAGAAAGCAAAAGUACUGUCUCAAUAUCAAGGUAGGUUUCAGGAAAAGGAACGGUACUAGAAAUAAAGAGAUUUAAUAACAGUAAUGUGUAUGCACCUAAUAACAGCUUCAGAAUAUGGAAAAAAAUGUGCAGCUGGAGAGGGAAUUCGAUAAAUACACAAAGUGGGAGAUUUCAACAUUGUCUCUGCAACUGCAGACAAAAUCUUGAGCCAGCUAGAAGUAACGGGUACUUAUGGGACACUUCACCUCAUUCUUUUCAAGAGCUUAUGGACCAUUUACUAAGCCCACGUGCGGGGUCAGGAGAUGGUCUCGAGAAAUUCAAAGGAUUGAAGCCAGAGUAUUCAAUGGAAUUAAAUUAGAAAUCAGUAACUAAAAGAGAUAGAAAAUCCCAAAUAUUUGGAAAUUGAACAAUACACUUCUAAAUAAACAAUGGUCAAAAAUGGAAGUACAAGGGAAAUGUUUCAAGCUAAACGAAAACAAUGAGAUAAGAGUUUGUGGGAUGUAGCUAAAGCAGUGCUUACAAAAAUGGUUGCAGGCUUACAUGUUAAUGCUGUAAAUCAGAUUUCAAACCAGUGAGUGAUCUAAGUGUCCACCUUAAGAAACCUAAAAUCAAAGUAGAAGGAAGGAAAUAACCAGAUAAAAGAGUACAAGUCAAAUGCUGUAGGAGGCUUAACGGAGAAGAUCAGUAAAACCAGAAGUUGAUGCUUUGAGAAAAUUAACAAGCCUCUGGUCUGAUCAAGAAAGAAAGAAAACCUACCACAGGCAUAGAAAAGGUGCGUCGCCUCAGGUCCUGCAGACAUAAGCCGGCUGUCCAGCCUGGUCACCAGCCUGCUGCCCUGGUGUGGUCAGCCUGAGUCCGCCAUCCCGCCCCCCCCUGCAUCCGCCCACUCCCACUGCCCCGCUUGCGGAUCCUUACAUCCUGCCGCACCCACCUGCCAACGCUGCUGCUCCGUGUUCGCGCUCCGUUUCCUGCCGUGGCCGCGCAUCCGUCUGCUCAGAGGCGUGAGACCACAGAGCCGGUGUAAGGAGGGAAUGUCCCGGGCUGCUCGCCAGCAUGCCGCAGCACAGACGGACAAACGCCCCGAAAGACACAGUUGCCAUCUAGGUGGUCGUGGAAAGAAGUGGGGAAUUUAGAUAGCCCUGUAUCUGUUUUAGAAAUUGAAUUUGAAAUUUAAAGCUUUUCCAGAAGAAAGCUCUAGGCUCAGAUGGCUUCCCGGUGAAUUUUAUCAAAAAGUGAAGAAAGCAGUAACAACCUAACACAAAUACGCAGACAUUAGAGGAGGAGGGACUACUUUGCAACUCCUUUUAUAAGGUCAGCAUGACCUUGAUAGCAAAACCAGACCAGGACGUUACAGGAAAAGGACAUUCAGAUCCGUUUCCCUCACACACAGAAAAUACUUAACACACUAGUAUUAAGUUGAAUCUAGUGAUAAAAGGAUGUUGCAUCAGGAUCAGAAAACUGGCAGAGGGUGAUGGGCCUGUGGCUGGAGGGGAUACGGUGUCCAGAGGGUUUUCUAGGGGUAGUAGGAAGUGGCGUUUAAAUGCCACGGGAGGGGCCGGUGUGGGGGGAGGCCUUGCUCUCCUCUGGGAGUCCUGGGAGCUCCUGCACACCUUGCUCAGUGGGGGCUGUCCACAUGCUGUCCUUGUCUGGUGUGAGAGGCUGUGGGUCCAGACACCGGGUCUUUCUCGGGUUGUAUAAGGUACGUUUGGGACGUAGAAAUCCUCUUUUCCGCAAAACCCGACUUUCUCUUCUUGAAGUGACCUUAGGCUAACUUGGCAGUCUGGCGGAGAUAAUGGCUUUGUUUGGCCUGGAGCCCAGCCCCUGCACCGAGUGCCCUUGACGCCGCGUGGUGUCGGGGCUGAAGGGGAUGGAGGACGUGCCUUCUUGCUUGGAUGAUAGCCCGUCCCAAGAGGGUCAGGAGAUGACCCCUCUGUUGCUUCACGGCUGCCGAGAAGCUCGACCAAGAACUUUGGAUCCAGGAGACCGUGCUGAGUUCACUUACCCUCCUGAGUAGUUCGUUGGCAGAGCAGGUGCUGGGGUGGGCUCCGCGGUGGCCCCACUAACCGGGGCCCGAAAUCCACACCCUGGCAGGACUCUGAGCACAGGUCUGCGUGUGAUUGGUCCACACAGCCCUUGGGCCUGGUCAGGCGAGCCUUCAGUUAGGUCCAGUAACGGUCAGUGUUCCAGACACUCAGGGCUCACAGCCUUCUUUCCAAGGGACGUGUGGUCAGCAGGCGGCCUCCAACUGCCAGCCCCUCAGAGCCCGCCUGGAGUCCACAGGUCUGGGGGCUGUUGGGGGCACCCGAGCUCAUCUCCCUCGGCCCCACUGCCCCUCCUUCCUUAAGUGUGCAUCCCAGGUGUGCACCCUAAUACCUGUCUGCACGCCAGACACCGGGCCAGGUUCUGGGGGACCCUGCCGGUCCCACAGAGUGCGGAGCCACAUGAGAACCAUGGGAGGGCUGAUGGCUCAUGGGGAGGGACGCCACAAGUCACGCAGAGUGAAGGCAGAGUCCCCUGAGGCCUGUGCACGCCACAGGGCGUGGAUGGCCUGCCCUGCGCCUCAGCCCAGUGCUCUGGCUGUUCCUAGGAGGGGCUGGAGCAUUCCCGUCUUGGGCUGAGCUGCCCUCCCCACGAGCCCCGUCCCCACUUCUCCCAUCCGCUCCCUGUGUUCUGCUUGGCAGCCCCCUCGGCCGGAGGUGUCGCUCUGUGGGCGCUGGCCCCGGAGGCAAGGUGUGCGGGUGGAGUGGGUGGCCCGGCGCCGACCGGCUCUUUAAGGGCGGGCGACAUCACAAGGCUGCGGAAGGCCGGACAGCCGUGGAACUCCGGGGCCUUGGGCUGUUUCUGGAGCGCCUGCGGGCUCUGGAUUUCCACCUCCAUGGGGCCCCAGGCCCACACGUGAGCACCUGAAGACAUGGCCAUGGCCGAGGGCAGCGAGCUGAUGAACAGGCUCAUGAGUGAGAACGCAGACCUGAAGAAGCAGGUGCGCCUCAUGAAGGAGAACCAGAUGCUGAAGCGUCUGCUCAGUGAGAGCUGCCAGGAGCGCUGUGGUCUCGGGAGCCGAGACCUCCUCUUCACCAAGGUGCCCACUUACCCCGAGGACUGCUCGCCUGGGAGUGCAGGGCCGGACUUUGGAAGGUUCUCCAGCGCCCCCGAUGCACCCUCUCAGCUGCAGACGUCCUCCCUGGAGGACCUGCUGUGCUCGCACGCCCCCAUCUCCAGUGAGGACGACGCCUCCCCUGGCUGUGCAACCUCCACCCAGGUGCCCUUCAAGGCUUUCCUCAGUCCCCUCGAGCUGCGUGUACCCCGAGGCACUGACAGGAAGCUGUCCCCACUCCUGAGCCCCUUGCAGGACCCGCUGGCGGACAAGACCCUGCUGGAGCCCAGGGAGAUGGUCCGGCCCAAGAAAGUGUGCUUCUCGGAGAGCAGCCUGCCCUCUGGGGACAGGACCAGGAGGAGCUACUACCUUAACGAGAUCCAGAGCUUCUCCAGCACUGAGAAGGAUGGGCGCAUAGUCGGGGAGAUCGCCUUCCAGCUGGACCGGCGCAUCCUGGCCUAUGUCUUCCCGGGGGUGACCCGGCUGUACGGUUUCACUGUGUCCAACAUCCCUGAGAAGAUCAAGCAGACGUCCAUCAAGUCCCUGGACGGGUCGGUGGACGAGAAGAAGCUGCGCGAGCUGACGCACCGCCACCUGACGCUCACGGCGCGCCUGGAGAGGCUGGGCUACAACCGGGACGUGCACCCGGUGUUCAGCGAGUUCCUCAUCAACACCUACGGCAUCCUGAAGCAGCGGCCCGACCUGCGCGCCAACCCGCUGCACAGCAGCCCGGCAGCGCUGCGCAAGCUGGUCAUCGACGUGGUGCCCCCCAAGUUCCUGGGCGACUCGCUUCUGCUGCUCACCUGCUUGUGCGAGCUCUCCAAGGAGGACCACAAGCCGCUCUUCGCCUGGUGAGCCUGCCCGGCGCGCGCCGCGCCUUUCCUGCAAUAAACGUGUUUGUUCCAAUCCUGGGGGCCGCGUGCCUCCUGCGUGUCCCCCCGGCCGGGGGAAGAGCCGCGUCCGCCGACGGAGCGCCCAGGGCCGCAGGCGCCGGAGCAGGCGCCUCUCUCGGCCCGGGCGCGCACCCCAGGCGCCCAGCCCGCCCGCCGCCCACACCGCGCGGCAGUGUCGCACUUGAUUAAAAUAAUCUGUUCACCUGUG
Molecule: messenger RNA, 5777 nt
Organism: Mirounga angustirostris (Northern elephant seal)
Lineage: Eukaryota; Metazoa; Chordata; Mammalia; Carnivora; Phocidae
Gene: SPATC1L
Product: spermatogenesis and centriole associated 1 like
Exons: 5
Coding region: 4494-5531 (345 amino acids)
Biological process (GO): spermatogenesis
Cellular component (GO): centrosome
Molecular function (GO): protein kinase A regulatory subunit binding
Source: RefSeq, a predicted model, not a curated record